UUGCAGGAAAACAGAUCAUGUAUCUUUUAGAUCCCCUUUUUGGUUUUAUAGCUAUCCCCCUUCCAAAUAUAUGAAGCAGUUUAUAUCACAAAUGCAGGGGGACACUGAUUCUACGAGUAAGUUAAUUGGUUAUUGUAUGUGUGUUCAUGCAUUCAUAUACUUAAGCUAUCUGAACACUGUAUAUUUAUAUAGGUUGGUCGCUAGAGACACUGAUCUUCCAUUGGCAGCAACACUGCUGAAAGCAUAUGCAAAGGUUGAGCCUCUGACAAUAGCUGAGCUCAAUUAUUUAUUAUCACUGCUCCAUCCCAGGUAAAAUAACUAGCUGUCUUAAUUUGUAGAUGUUAAUGGUAUGACUCUGUUUGUGAUUCUGAUAUCCCACAUGUAUGACAUUGACUUCAUAUGUACCGGGAGAGUUGCUCGCGUUGACAUGGACAAAGGGUGGUGUUAUGCUGCAUGCUCCAAAUGCAGUAAAACUGCAGCACACUGUCUCCGCUAUUGCGUUUGUGCGAUGCGACAAUGCUCAUGCUGUCGGGACUUUCCGGUACGCCUACACUAUCGCGUGGAGACGGCCAUUGCUGAUGGUACUGCUGAAGGUGCAUUCUUUUGUUUUGAUGGUGUAGUGACGAAAUUACAUAGCCUCAGAGAAAGUGAAGCUGGUCAAAUGCUGGCUGAAGGAGUAAACCCUGAGGACUUUAAGAUGCCUCCAUUUACUACCCAUAUAGAAGCAAAGACCGUGUGCCAGUCCAUCACUUUCCAAUUCAGUGUUAGUACAUAUAACUUCACAGCAAUCAUACAUUCACCAUCACGCUCAUUCUCGAUGAACGUGACCGUGUGCCAGUCCCUGGCGUUGUCGACAACAUAGGUAGCGAUGAUGAUGGGGACGACAUGCCAGAUGGCAAUCCAAUUCCUGUUAAGGUGGAAACUGGAGGGAGCAGUGGUGAGGCAGCGUUCAAUGCUGAUACAGAUCCAGUUGGUGUGCGCAGAAGAAGACGGCCAACUCAUCUUCCGAGGUGGUUAAGAAGACGUGUGUGGCUUGAGAUAGACUAGAAAGAACUAUAAACACACUACUCAAAAUUUAAAUAAUGCUUACUCAUCUUCAUUUCCUUUCGCGUCUUGGUUAUCUAUGAUUUUGUCUUUCUCCAAUUUUUGGGUACUAUAUUUGUCAUACAAUCUUCCUAAUAUGAGUUAUCUACCUAUUAGCUUUCCACUACUAAUUUAUUUUUACUUAUACAUUUGUUUUAAACCUUUUGAUUCAAAAUGUGAGAAAAUAAUAUUUUUUUGUUAAAAUUUCCCAGAUUAGAUUUAUUAGUUAACAUGUUAUUUUUAAAAAAAAAUUAUAUGUUUAUCAGUGUUUUAAAAACCGGACCGGCCGGUUGAACCGGUUGGACCGUGACUCACUCUUUUAACCGGUUCUGAGUUUGGCUAAGAACCGGAUUUAAGUUGAACCGGCACCAAACUCGCUAAUACCGGUGAUCCGGUUCAAUACUAAAACCCAGUUUUCUCAAAUUUAAGUUUAUAAUAAAAAAAAUUGUAAUUUCUUAAGAAAAAAAUCAUAAAACUUCAUAUUAUAUUUUAAUAUCUGUCUAAAUAAAUUAGUUUACAUUAUCUUUACAUUUUAUUUUCAUUUAUAAAAAUAAUUAUGUAUUAUGCUAUAUAUUUAGUUACUUAAUUUAAAAGUAAAUUAAAUUUUUAAAUUCCGGUUGAACCGGUCCGACCAUUGACCCAGAUAUAAUGCCGAGUCAGUGUCCGGCUUGGUUUUAAAAAUAUUGUAUUUAUUUAAACCAUUAAAUUUUAAAAUUAUUAUUUAUUGGUGCUGGAGUAUAGUUAAUGAUUAUUUUAUUUUUAUCGCAUUAAUGCAUUGGUUUUAUUAUAAACCUUAAUCUUGAUCGGAGCCUGAAUAGUAUGAUAACAAGUAAAUAUUAAAAGUAUAAAGUUUAAUUAUUAGGGCUCAUGUUUUAUUUUAUACAAUCGUUAAUUUACCUUAUAAUACAUGUUAUCAUCGUUAAAAGCUAUAAUGACAUCUACUAAACUUAAUAGUUAAAACCCGUAUAAUAUGAGCCGCAAAGUUGAACAUGAUAUUAAACUAUGAGAUUUAUGCAUAUCCUGUUGUUGUAAUGUCUGACUGUAUUUCCUUACGUAUUGUCAACCAUAGGUUAAGACUGAUGAAAACCAGCUCAUCGAACUGCCUGAUGCAAACAAAUCAGACUAUACAGUUAUUAUUUCAGAUUAUAUAUUUUAAAAUAUUUUUAGUUAUAAUGAAUAAGUUAUUUCUUUUAUAUCAUGUAAAACAUUAAUUUUAAGGAAAAUUGUAUAACAAAAAAGAAAAAAUAAAUUAUUUUAUGAAAAUAUAUAUAAACGAGACCGAAAUAACUUUAUUUUACUUAUUAUUUAUAACACCACUGAAUUUAAAAAAAAAAC
Molecule: messenger RNA, 2418 nt
Organism: Brassica rapa (field mustard)
Lineage: Eukaryota; Viridiplantae; Streptophyta; Magnoliopsida; Brassicales; Brassicaceae
Source: RefSeq, a predicted model, not a curated record